Molecule: messenger RNA, 4529 nt
Organism: Brassica rapa (field mustard)
Lineage: Eukaryota; Viridiplantae; Streptophyta; Magnoliopsida; Brassicales; Brassicaceae
Product: putative UPF0481 protein At3g02645
Source: RefSeq, a predicted model, not a curated record
UAUUAUUUAAAAAUAUGUUAUUAGAAUGUUAUUAGAAAACUAUGAAAUUUUAGUAGUUCAAAUCAAAUUUUAAUUGUAACUUUUCUUAAUUAUAACAAAAUCUAUUGAGAAAAUUUAGAAAAUAUCACCAAAAAUUUAAAUAUUUUUUAUUAUAAAUUAGUGUAUUAAUGUAGUAACAUAAACAAAUUCAAAAUGUAAUCUUCCAAACUCAAAUAUAGUACUGUAAUUUUUCAAAGUUUACUUGACAAAAUAUAAAUUUUGAAAAUAAAUAUUCAAAUUCGAAAUGAUAAUAUUUCAAAUUUUACAAAAUAUUAAAUCACAGAAAAUAAAGAAUAACUUUUUGAAAUGCACCACGGAAAAAAACAAACUAUAUACGUUGUAAAAAUUAAAGCAAUCAAAUAUUUUGAAAAUAUAAUUAAAAAAACUUAAUAUCAUAGCAUCCAAAAAAUAUCUUAUAUCAAUAAAAUUUAGUAAAAUAAUAUGAUAGAUGCUACUAUGUAUAAAAUUUACUAAAAUAAUAGGGCUAUGUGUUCCAAAAAAAAACAAUAGGGCUAUAAUAUUUAAACAAUUUGUUUUUACUUAAAUUCUGCAAAAUACUAAAAUAAUAUAUAUCAAACUCAAAAAUAAUAUUGAAGGAGGUUUUCUAUUUGACUAUUUCAUAUUGUUAUUUUAUUGUAUCUAAAAAUAUAUAAGUAAGAAAUAAACAUUAAUAGCAAAGUAAAAUGUAUUCAACAUUAAUAGCAAAGUAAAAUGUAUAAACAAUAAUAUUAUAGAGUUACAUAAUAUAUAAUACUAAAAUAAAAAAUGAGGGAGAGAUACACAUCAAACUGGUCUGAGAUAAUAAGGGUCUUAAUGGAUGAGAAGCAAGAUAAGCUUCAACUCUUCACUAUCAGAUAUCUAUUCCAGGUAUCGGUUCAUGGAAUUUGGAGGGAAAGAAACAGAAGACGACAUGGAGAGACAGCUUCCCCCCCUGAUCUCUUAGCCAAAUUGUUUGAGAAAACUAUGCGAAACAGAUUUUCGAUAGCUCAGAGGAGGAAUGAUAAGAAGCUUGAGGGUGGGCUUCAAUCCUGGUUUUCGAACAGAUAGAUUGAUUGUAAAGAGGAGAUGUUCUUGAGUUUUUGAGUUUUCUGUUUAAAAGGGAGUAGCAAAGUACGAAAAACAAACUUGUAACGGUAUUUUCUUUUUUUGAAUUCAAUUUAACAUUAAAUUCAAAAAAUAAAAAAAAAUACUAAAAUAAAAAUUUUAUAUUUAAAACAUUUGUAAUAAUAUCUAAUGCAUUUAUAAAAUGAAAAAAAAUAUCCGCACGAACGUGCGGGUUAAAAUCUAGUUUAUUAAUGAAUAAUAAUAGUGUGGGAUGGGGACAUAUGUAUAAACUUUUUUCUUUCUUUUUUAUAUCUAAAUUUAUAAUUUUGUCAUGUAAAUUCAUGGGGAUAAAAUGAGGAUUUAUAACCUUUUAAAAAACGAAUAAUUAGGAAAAGAAGAAAAAGAUCUCAAUGCCUGCGCAUUUAAUGUAUGAUAUGGCCAAGAUGAUAGCCUGUUUGCGCACUUCUCAACCGCUGCCCAGAGGCUUGGUGUCUACUCGGCCAAGGACUAUGCUGAUAUUCUGGAGUUUCUUGUUGAACGGUGGGACGUUGAGACUUUGUCAGGCCUUUCUAGUGAAGGACACAAGGCUCAGGACUUUGUCUGUGGAUUACCUGCAAGAAUCCGCAAAAUUGAAGAGAGAGCUCAAGGAAGCAGCCAAAAACGUACCAUUCAGCUGGAUUUUUGGUCGAUGACGUUCAAAUAAUCCCCGAGUAAGCCAUAAAAACAUCUUCACCGAUGACGUUCCAGUCUUAAGACCACGAAAGUUCAUUUGAAUAUGUUUUUGUUUUAUACGGAACACUGUAGAUAAAAGUUAUGUUUCUUGUUUUGAGUUAGUCGAAGACCAUAAAAUGGUGUUUUGAGUGUUCCUAGUGAUAAUGUCUGGUUACCAAGAACAAAGACUUUACGAGUUUGCUUUUCUAUUUUUGUUGUAUCAGUAGUACUUAAUAAGCAAAGAAUGGUUUGUAAUUUAAACCUCUUGUUCAAGUAACAACCAACCAAAAGUGACCGUUUUAACAAAGAUGAAACUUAAAAAGAACGUUUUAAUACAAUUGAAACAGAGUAAAGUCUUAUUAGAUGAAACCAUAACUGCAAACGCACAAAUCAAAACGUUACUCUCUCACAUUAAAAGAAGAAGAAAGACUAUACUCACGAUCUUGUUAAACUUCAAAGAUCAUGUUCCCAAAGAAACCAACUGAUUCAUCUACCACACAUCAACAUAACUUCGACGAGUCUCGAUGGGUCAUCAACGUCAGAAAAUCUCUCGACGCAGAGCUCGAAGACCACCCUCUCGAACAAGUCACAGUCAGCAUUUUCACCGUCCCUAAAGCACUAAUGUGCACCCAUCGAGACUCAUACACACCUCAGCGAGUCUCCAUCGGACCGUACCACUGUCUCAAACCAGAGCUUCACGAAACAGAGAGGUACAAACUAACGAUCGCUAGAAAAUUUCGAAACAACUCCAAAUCUUUCAGGUUCCACGACCUCGUCGAGAAGCUGCAAUCAUUGGAGAUCAAGAUCAGAGCUUGCUAUCACAAGUACAUAGCGCUGAGCGAGGAGACUCUGCUGUGGAUAAUGGCGAUAGACUCUUCGUUCUUGAUCGAGUUUCUUAAGGUUUAUUACGGUUUCGGAAAGGUCGAGACUUUGAUUAACAGAGUUGGUCAUAACGAGAUUCUUAGAGAUGUGAUGAUGUUAGAGAAUCAAAUCCCGUUGUUCGUUUUGAGGAAAACGCUUGAAGUUCAGCUCGAAUCGACGGAAUCAGCUGAUGCUCUGUUGGUCUCUGUUCUCACGGGACUCUGCAGAGAUCUCUCUCCUCUCGUGAUCAAAUUCGAAAAUGAUCAGAUUCUGAAGGCUCAGAUUCACGAGUAUAACCAUAUCCUAGACUUCUUGUAUCAGAUGAUCGUUCCAAGAAUCGAAGAAGAGGACGAAGAAGAAGAAAACAGAGAAGGCGAAAACAGAGGAUGUAAGCUUCUGAGAGAGAUGAAGCUUAAAUUCAAAAGGGUCUUCGCGUCUAGACCUGCUGAUGUCAUCUUGAGACUUCCCAUGCGAAUCAUAUCAAAUCUUCCAGGAUUCAUCGCUCUGAAUUAUCUCUUCACCAGACAAGAAAACGAAGAAACAUCACCAACGGUCUCUGUUCUCGACAUCGAAAAGCCUCCUCUAGUCUCCGAACUCACAAUCCCAUCGGUCUCCGAACUCCACAAAGCAGGAGUUAAAUUCAAACCAACACAAAACGGCAACGUUUCGACCGUUUCAUUCGACUCAAACUCAGGCCACUUCCACCUCCCUGUGAUAAACCUAGACAUCAACACGGAGACCGUUCUUCGAAACCUCGUGGCCUACGAAGCUUCCAACACUUCGGGAGGACCGUUGGUCUUCACUCGCUACACGGAGCUGAUAAACGGAAUCAUCGAUUCGGAGGAAGACGUUAGGUUGCUUAGAGAGCAAGGCGUUCUAGUGAGCCGUCUCAAGAGCGAUGAAGAAGCUGCGGAGAUGUGGAAUGGUAUGAGCAAAUCUGUGAGGCUGACCAGAGUUGGGUUCUUGGAUAAGACUAUUGAGGAUGUGAACCGGUAUUAUACCGGUCGGUGGAAGGUUAAGAUUGGGAGGUUUGUUGAGGUUUAUGUUUAUGGUUCUUGGAAGAUUUUUGCGUUUUUGGCGGCGGUUUUGUUGUUGAUUUUGGUUUCGUUGCAAGUGCUCUCGUUGGUGUUUAGCUCGUUGAGGCUGCUUGGGUUGAGAACCGGUUAGGUGUAAUUGCAUUUGGGGACGAUGUGACUUGGAUUUGGUUUGGUUUACUGUGGUUCUCUUUUGAUUUGGCCAAACUCGCCAAUUCGAACCAAAAUGUUCGGUUAAUUCUGUUAGGAGUUUGGUUUGAUUCAAUAAGUUUUCUAAAAAUAUAGUAUGUUUUUGGUUCGGUUCGGUUCGGCAAUCAUUUAUUUUAAUUUUUUAAAACAAAAAAAUGAAUAGCUAAAUCAUACCAAAAACUUGAACUAACUGAAGUAAUUAAAUUUCUAGAAGAACUAAUCGAUAUUUAAUUUAUCCGAAAUUUUAACAAAAUUUGAUCAAAGGAAUUAAAAACUUUGCUAAGACUUUCAAAACCGAAGUAAUUAGAUACCAAAUCAAAUCAAAUUUUAUUUUGGAUUAAUUCGGUAAAGAUUAAUGUUUAAUCGAACCGACCGAAAACCAACUUACCCAAACUAUCCGAAUCCCACAUGCCUAUGUGGCUAUGUCUAACCAUGUAAACAACUGAAACCAGCAUGGUUUUGAACUGUGCUUGCUUCUCGUUGGUAUUGAAAGUAUUUUUCUAUUUGCAACUAAGGUCCUCUAUUUUGUAAUUUAUUCCAAUUAUCUCCUCAAAUAAAGUAAUGCUUAAAAUCAACAUUGUGAGAUAGAGAAUAGGGUUUUUGGGUUUAGAAUCAGAAACUGCAGCUUGAAGAUAGUCUCUGAGAGAGAAA